ACGGUUUGAACGAUGUUCACGGCAGAUCGACGGUAGACAUGUUCGGCAAGAUAGUUUUGAUCCUUUCGGCUUUGGCUUUGGUUAGGGGCCAGAUACCUAGCCUGGGUUUCUGCCCAGAUUACAUACCGAUGGCCAACUUUGACAUGAACAAGUUUCUAGGUAUCUGGUUUGAAGCUGAAAGGUACUUCCAACUGACAGAAGUAGUAUCGCGAUGCGUAAUGGUAAAUUAUUCGCUGGGUUCUGAUGGUAAAUUUCGUGUCACCAAUGAAGUUACAAAUAGAUUCACGGGAAUCAAAAGAGUAUUAGAGGGUGAGAUCAAGAAAGCUGCCUCAAAAGCCGAAGAAGGAAAACUUACUGUGAAAUAUUCAUUGCCAUUGAGUCCUGAAACUAAGUAUUCAGUGCUUGAAACAGAUUACGAUAAUUAUGCGGUUCUGUGGAGUUGUUCUGGUAUUGGUCCAUUCCGCACACAAAAUGCCUGGGUUAUGACAAGAGAGAGACAAGCACCAGGAACAGUCUUACAAAAGGCAUACGCAGUCCUGGACAAAUACCAGAUAUCCAAAAUGUUCUUCGUAAAAACAGACCAAGAAGACUGCGCCUACUUAGAAGCGUCAGCAGCACAAAACGAUCAGACUUCCGAAGAAGCUCCACAGAGAGACACCGAAAACGUCAGAACCGCUUUAACAUCAGACGCAGCAGAAGCUACGCUCGAAAUGAAGAACACAAAAGAAAACGAGAAGCAACCACAAAUCAUCGAAAAUCCGAAGAAGAAACCUAUUAACACAGUUCCCGAACGAAUCAUGGAAGUGGCUGACACUGUGCAACAAGAUGCGCCAAUGAACGGCGAAAAAAUAAAAAAUGAGAAUAUCAGCGAGGCUACGUCAGAGAAAAUGGAUGAAAAUGUGAAACAAGCGGGCACCACCGCGUGAAAAUGAAACGUAAAGAUGAGAAUUUCAAUUCAUUUCAUUGGGGAGAUAUCGUGUAGAUUAGUUGAGUCUCGGGCUUGUACUCGGUUUUGUUCUGUCGAAACCAGACUCGCCUGAGUUUCGCGUUCAUUAUCCAUCGCACUUUAAAAAAGGACUGCCACUUUCAUGAUUCACAGAGGGAUAGGAGGGGUAUUUGUUUUUACUCAUGUACAAAUGUAAAAAAGAAAAAAAAAGAAAACAAAGUUUAAAUAAAUUGUUACAUAAAACACUGCUGUGAAA
This is a messenger RNA of Frieseomelitta varia, 1202 nucleotides long. RefSeq names its product apolipoprotein D-like. The coding region runs from base 39 to 926 and encodes 295 amino acids. Lineage: Eukaryota; Metazoa; Arthropoda; Insecta; Hymenoptera; Apidae. Gene Ontology annotation, molecular function: pigment binding. The transcript has 4 exons. The record is from RefSeq and is a predicted model, not a curated record.